Messenger RNA from Medicago truncatula (barrel medic), 1341 nucleotides. RefSeq lists its product as uncharacterized. The transcript has a single exon. The coding region runs from base 392 to 1252 and encodes 286 amino acids. Gene Ontology annotation, biological process: shoot system development; root development. NCBI's taxonomy places the organism in Eukaryota, Viridiplantae, Streptophyta, Magnoliopsida, Fabales, Fabaceae. The record is from RefSeq and is a predicted model, not a curated record.
AGAGUAUGCACAAACUUAUUGAUGACUAAUGAUGUUUUCUGAUUGCCAACACAAAGAAGACAUGCCAGCUAUAUUCAUCAUGCAUCUCAAACUCAUUUUAAUAUUCAUGGCAUCUUGCAGAAUAACACAUGCAGUAUCAUUAAUAAAUUCACAAUGUUGGACUAACAUGUAACAAGCUUACCAUAUUCAAAGGAAAAUUCAUGUAGGCACCACAUGCUCUACUCCAUCAUUAACAACUGCCCUCUAUUUUAUUCAUUUCCUUUCUAUAUGAACUUGAUAAUUAUCAACCAAUAUCAUGAUUAGCUCUUAUAUAAAGAGAGAGUCUAGCACUUGGUAAUAUCAAACAAACAUCGAGCUUUACAAAAUAACAAACAACAGAUUAAAGAGAAAUAUGGCAAGCAACAAGUACCAUGUUCGCUCAAACAGUUUUCCUUCUCAAUCUCAUCCUAACUCCACAAGAAUAGAACAAGAGCUAACCAAAAUCAAGACAUGGGAAGCCACAUCAACAUCCACAUCUGAUUCAAUUACCAAUGGCCUCUUCUUGCUUGAAGAUUUGUAUAUAUCUUUGGAAGAUCUUCUAAAUAUGACAUCAACACAGAAGCUUGUUUCUCACCAUCAAGGUGAGAAAUUUGUGGAAGAGUUGUUGGAUGGUUCAGUGAAAGUUUUGGAUAUCUGUGGCAUCACAAGGGACACCAUGUUACAAAUUAAAGAAAAUGUUCAAUCACUUCACUCUUCUCUUAGAAGGAGAAAGGGAGAUUCAAGCAUUGAAACAAGUGUAGCCGAAUAUAAAUUCUUCACAAAGAAGAUGAAGAAGAAUGUCACAAAGUUGAUCACAUCUUUAAAACAUAUGGAAACUAAAUUUGGAGUUUCUUCACUUUUGAAUCAAGAUCAAGACCUUGUCGCAGUUAUUACAGUUCUUAGAGAGGUCAUUAAAAUGAACUUGUCUAUCUUUCAAUCCAUUUUCUCUUUCUUGGUUGGAUCUUCAUCAAAGUCAAAGGCAACCAAAUGGUUGAAAGUGACAAAGUUGAUGCAUAAGAGGGUAUCCUCUGAAGAGAACUCAGACAAUUUCAAUGAAUUGGAAUGUGUUGAAGCAUCUUUAAGAACCCUUUCAAGUGAAGGUUCUAAUGUUGCACAUGAAAGAUUUGAGGCUUUGGAGAAUGCAAUUGAAAGUAUAGAAAAUGGUUUAGAGAAUAUAUUUAGGUGUUUGGUUAAAACUAGAGUCUGUCUUUUGAAUAUCAUGACUCUAUCUUAGGGAUUUGAUGAGGCUUGAAAAAUUUUGUACAGUUAAUUUGUAUAUAAAUACUGUAUACAAUUCAAUAGAAACAACAAAUUUUUGCUCUA